Molecule: messenger RNA, 2796 nt
Organism: Rhopalosiphum padi (bird cherry-oat aphid)
Lineage: Eukaryota; Metazoa; Arthropoda; Insecta; Hemiptera; Aphididae
Gene: pAbp
Product: polyadenylate-binding protein 4-like
Exons: 9
Coding region: 307-2199 (630 amino acids)
Cellular component (GO): ribonucleoprotein complex; cytosol; nucleus
Molecular function (GO): poly(A) binding; poly(U) RNA binding; mRNA 3'-UTR binding
Source: RefSeq, a predicted model, not a curated record
UUCGUUUUUUUUCUCCAAUUUUUCUUUUCAAUACAUGUGGUUGUGUCGUACGUAUCUACGAAACACAACCCAUGAGGAAUAGUGUAGUUUUUUAAUUCAAAUAAAUUAAAAAACCCCAAAAAAAUUAUAAAAUAAACUAAAUUAACUAAAAAAAAAAGGAAAAAUUACUUAAAACAUAAAAAAAAUUAUAAUUAUUUUGUCUACGCGCAAAAUCCGAAAGAAGAAGUAUAUCGCGUGAGUUUUGCCGUCGUUAUUAAUAUUUUCUCUUUGUCGACGCUAAUUUGACGCAGCAACCAAAUCACCAAGAUGGCUUCGUUGUACGUUGGAGAUUUGCAUUCGGACGUGACCGAAGCUAUGUUGUUUGAGAAAUUCAGCACGGUCGGUGCUGUCCUGUCAAUCCGCGUGUGUCGUGACAUGAUCACUAGAAGAUCAUUGGGAUACGCCUAUGUCAACUUUCAAAACAUGGCGGACGCUGAACGUGCUUUGGACACCAUGAAUUUUGAUAUUCUUAAAGGACGCCCAAUGAGAAUUAUGUGGUCUCAAAGAGAUCCUUCUCUUAGAAAAUCUGGUGUAGGCAAUGUGUUUAUCAAAAACCUAGACAGGAGUAUUGAUAAUAAAGCUAUGUAUGACACAUUUUCUGCCUUCGGAAACAUAUUGAGUUGUAAAGUUGCUCAAGAUGAGACUGGUCAAUCAAAAGGCUAUGGUUUCGUUCAUUUUGAAAUGGAACAGUCUGCCACUCAAUCUAUCGAAAAAGUUAAUGGCAUGUUGCUCAAUGGAAAAAAAGUAUUUGUUGGUCGUUUUGUUGGCAGAAAAGAUCGUGAAAAGGAGUUGGGUCAAAAAGCUAAACUUUAUACAAAUGUUUACAUUAAGAAUAUAGAUGAAAAUGUCAAUGACAAAGAAUUGUUUGAGAUGUUUGAAAAAUAUGGAUCAAUUACUAGCUUCAAGGUCAUGUUUAGAGAAGAUGGAAGUUCUAGAGGUUUUGGAUUUGUGGCAUUUGAAGAUCCAGAAGAAGCUGAAAAAGCUGUCACAGAAUUACAUGGCAAAGAAAGCCCAGAAGGAAAAACAUAUUAUGUAGGUCGUGCUCAAAAGAAAGCUGAACGCCAACAAGAAUUAAAACGCAAGUUCGAACAGUAUAAGAUUGAACGUAUGAAUAGAUACCAAGGAGUUAAUUUGUAUGUGAAAAAUUUGGAUGACACAAUUGACGACGAACGUUUACGCAAAGAAUUUAGUGUCUUUGGAACUAUCACAAGUGCCAAGGUGAUGAUGGAUGAUGGCCGUAGUAAAGGCUUUGGUUUUGUGUGUUUCUCAUCUCCAGAAGAAGCUACCAAAGCAGUAACAGAUAUGAAUGGUCGCAUUGUUGGUACUAAACCAUUAUAUGUUGCAUUGGCUCAACGCAAAGAAGAUCGUAAAGCCCAUUUGGAUUCCCAAUAUCUACAACGCAACACUAAUAUGAGAAUGCAAUCUAUUGGCCCAAUAUAUCAACCUGGUGCUUCAAGUGGUUACUUCGUACCUACUAUUCCUCAGCCACAGCGUUUCUAUGGACCUACUCAAAUGACUCAGAUUCGUCCACAACCAAGAUGGGCUUCUCAACCACAAGUUAGGGCUGGAGCACCGCAAGCUGCUGCUGCAGGUUAUCCAAAUAUGGCCACACAAUACCGAAACAUUGGAGCUCGUGCUCCUGUACCUGCUGGUCAACAAGCUGCAUUGGCUAGAAACACUAUGGUGGAUAGAAAUGCUAGACCUAUUAGCACAGCCCAACAACAAAUGCCAGGUGCUGUUGCUGCUGGAGGUGUACGUGUUCCUGGAGCACGUGGUACAGGUUCUGGAUAUAAAUAUACAGCUAAUAUGCGUAAUCCUCCUGGCCAAGCUCAAGGUAUGGGACAAGCACAACCUGGUCAACCACCUGCACCAGUACAAGCAGCUGUACAUGUACAUGGACAAGAACCACUUACUGCAACGAUGUUGGCUACCGCUAAGCCAGAAGAUCAAAAACAGAUGUUGGGAGAGAGGCUUUUCCCUCUUAUUCAGCGAAUGUACCCUGACUUGACUGGUAAGAUCACUGGUAUGUUGUUGGAGAUUGACAACUCAGAUUUGCUUCACAUGUUGGAACAUCAUGAAUCUUUGAAGAACAAAGUAGAAGAGGCUGUUGCUGUACUUCAAGCCCAUCAAGCACAACAGACCCAAGUGAAGAAAGAAUAAUUGCGCCCAUGACAUUUUCAUCAUAUUACAUUUUAUACAAAUAUUCGUUUAAAAAUUUCUUUUUCAUUAAUAACUAAUUUUUUUUAUACAGUGGGAAAAUUAAAAAUUCUGUCUGAGUAAAAAAUUGAGCGCAUAAAAAAAUUAAUUUAAAAAAAAUCAACAAAAAAAUGGGAAAAUUAAAAUAAUGUAAAAAAAAAUAAAAAAAUAUUAAAUUGAACUAAACUGGAAUAUAGUGCGGUUUAAAUUUCGGUAGUAAUGUCACAACAUUUUUUUGGAAAUUUUGUUUUUGAUAAAUUAUCAAAUUAAAAAAUUGACUACUACUAAAACCAUAUGUUUGUCCACCAUAUUAUAUUGGCCUUGUUCAUAACCUUAUAAAUUCUUUUUUAUAAAAAAAAUAUAUUGCUUGCCAAUAUUAAUACUUUAAAAAAAAAAAAAAAAAAAGGGACUUGAAGAUGAUCACAUCAAUUAUGUUGUGCUUACUACUGGUAAUUAAUCUGUUCAUUCAUAUUUCAUAAAACAAUGCAUUUCAUUGGUCAAUAGAAUUUUUGUUAACAAUAAGAAAUCUUGUGUUUUACAAUAUAAUAUCUAAAGAAAUUA